AUGGAUUGUCAUUCAAUACAGCUUAAUUGCGAAAGCAUCAACAAUCCCCUUUGUUCGCGAAUUCUUUAUAUACCUACUUAUUCUGCAGGAGCCAUUGAUGUGAUCGUUGUGGAACAACCGGAUGGCGAGUACAAAUCCACACCGUUUCAUGUGCGAUUUGGUAAAUACGGGGUUUUCAGUCACAGCGACAAGUACGUUGAUAUUCAAAUCAAUGGUGAAGAAAUUGAUUUGAAAAUGAAACUUGGUGAAAGUGGAGUUGCGUUCUUUGUUGAAGAAGCGGACGGCCACCAAAUCCCAUCCUAUAUGCUGACGUCGCCACUGCCUGAGCCAGGCACUCCACAGCAGCAGACCAUUGAGGAGGUCUUGACAGAAAGCGCCAAGAUUUUGGGUGAAAAGAACACGGGGUCGGAAGAGCGGAAGAAAAGCAUAGUAAAGGAGCCAGUUGGUCCUGACACCCCUAGAAAUACUCAGGAGGGAAAGCAAGAGUGGGUAGAACUGUUCAUAGAUCUUGUGCUGCUUAAGUACCUAAAGACUUGA
Molecule: messenger RNA, 537 nt
Organism: Strongylus vulgaris
Lineage: Eukaryota; Metazoa; Nematoda; Chromadorea; Rhabditida; Strongylidae
Source: the annotation of a GenBank genome assembly